Messenger RNA from Lodderomyces elongisporus, 2502 nucleotides. RefSeq lists its product as uncharacterized. The record is from RefSeq and is a predicted model, not a curated record. The transcript has a single exon. Lineage: Eukaryota; Fungi; Ascomycota; Pichiomycetes; Serinales; Debaryomycetaceae. Bases 1 to 2502 code for a protein of 833 amino acids.
AUGUCUAGCAGGAUAGAUAUUCAAUCGUUAAAUUCAACGUCACCUGUCAAAACGGUGACACAGACCCUAUCUGUACCGGCAGCAACUGAGUCGACAAAGAUUCCAGCUAAGCCAAGGACUGCAAGUUUGAGCUCAAACACCAACAUUAACACUAACAACACUAACAACAACACUAACAACAACAACAACAACACCACCUCCAAAACCUCCACCACCACCACCUCCUCCUCAGCAUCAUCAUUAUCACCGACUGGCUCCAUAUCGAGCCAGAAACGCAACCAUCAUAACGCGUCAUCUUCAUCACUGAAUGACACCUCAAAUGCACCAAAGAAGAAGCAUAGACCAUCAUCGUUGAACCUUCGUGUUGGAGUACCAGAUUCUACAUCAGAUGUUGCUCUCAGAAUCGUAAGUCCUGGUCUUCCUCCCUUAAAAAACAAAGGGAUGAAAACUACGGUGCAACUACUGCAGAAGAUUCAAAAACAACAAAAGAACCUUAUCGCUGCUAGGCACGGUUUGGAAAUCACAACAGCUGAAGUACAAGUACAAUUACAAGUACCAGAACAACAAAGCAGCAGCAACAACAGCAACAACCAAGCACAGAAACAGAAACAGGGACACCAUAAUGUAUCGCAGCUGUUGCGCAUCGAGAAUGUGCUCAACGCAGAAGAACCACCAAUAAAAUCACCCAUUUACUCCCUCGAUGACUCAGAUUUGAGUCGAUUAUCCACACUCAGGGAAAAAAGAUUGAAAAGAAAUAAUAUACCAGCACCGUUGAAUAUCGGUCGAUUAUCCAAUAGAAAUCGCGGCAAUAGCAAGGAGCACCAAAACAUACAACCUCUGAUUCAAUCUGCCCCCAUAAGACCCAUGAACCGUACCACAACCAGACUGUUUUCCAACUGCGUUGCUUACCAACAACAGCUCUAUCAGUCCCAACACCCCCAACAGCAAGUACCACUACAAUAUCAACAAUAUCAACAAUAUCAACAAUAUCAACAAUAUCAACAAUACCCACGACCAAUCCCAGCAACUGCAUACCAACCAGUUUUCACACCGUUGAACUCAAGAACUAUAUACCAAUUCAAUAAUGCACAAGUGAUGCACAAUAAUUUCAGAGCGCCAGUACCUCCACCCACAAUGAUGCAACAAAGAGUCAGAAUGGUACCCGUAACUUCAGCAACCUUAGCUCAAUUCCCAUCAGCACGUCAUGCUUCAUUACCAGUGCCCCCACUCCAAACCCACUCAUACUUGCACCCACAAUCGCUCCCUCACAACUCACAACAACCACUACAACAACCACUACAACAACAUACACAAUCUGGUUACCAACCUCAAAAUCAAAAUCAAAAUCCAACUCGAGGUCAGAGAGCUACAAGUGCAGUAACUGAUGUGUUUAGCGACAAUCUACAACGUGCUGCACCAAUUGAGUCUCAACCAUUAUCAUCACAAAGGGAACUUUGGAGACAAAAUAGGGGUGAAAGUUACGAUUACGGUGAUGAUGAUAAUAAUGAUGAUGAUGGAGGUGAUGGUGUCGAGAACAAUGGUAUUGACGCUAAUGAAGAUGACGACGAGAGUAUUACAGAGGAAGAGAUUAGAGAAAUGCAAAUGAAAUACGAGGCAUCAAAUAUGCGCAAUGCAACAUUGGAGUUUGCACCACCACCGCCACCACCACCAUCUUUAUACCACUCAUAUUUAAAUGUGUACCCGGCCUCUGCAUCUGCUCGACAACAAAAUUUUCCAAUGUCACUGAAUAUAGGAAGAUUUAGAAGAACCGGAAAUAAUAAUGGCACUAAUAGCUCUAUACACAGGGACGAAGUGUUUGGCAGUAUCAACUUUAUGAAUGAAAAUAUAUUCAAUUUCCGAAUAUUCGAAAAGAGAAGGUCUGAUGAUGAUGAAGCAACUUCCUCGCCGUCUUUACAUUCUGCGUCAUCAAAGUCUUCAGAUGGAGACGAAAGUGAAGUAGAUGAUAGCGAAAAGAUUCCAUCAACUUCAACGUCAGCUACUUCGACGUCAGCAACAGUAUUGUCCGAAGUGGCGAAGGAAGAUGAUUUGCCAACAACCGAAACUACAGAGGUAGCAGAUGGAUCGGAAGAAGUUAAAGUCAAGGAAGAUGCAAAUGGUGCUAGCACGAUUAAGCAGGAAACUGGAAACGAUACAGAAAAACAAUUAGUAGUUGUACUGGAAGCUGAUGCAAAACUGGAGCAAAAGGAUGAUACUAUAAGUACAUCUCAACCAGCAACAGCAGCAACAGCAGCAGCAGCAACAGCAGCAACAGCAGCAGCAGCAACAACAUUACCUCCAUCACCCACACCACCACCACCAUCAUCAUCAUCUUCUUCUUCUUCAUCAUCAUCAUCUUCUUCUUCUUCUUUUACAACCACUAAAAACAAUACUAAUAGCUCCAACUCCACGUCCUCUUCACAUUGGCUCACUAAGGAGAAAGAAAAAUUCCUAAAAAUUUGCGAGACUUGUUGGGAUGAGUUUGUAAAGUCUAGAAUAGAGUAA